UAAGAACGCAGCCAUAACCCAAAUGAAUAGAAAAAUCUGGCAACAUUGGUAUUAAUGUCACUGUCAGUCUUUCUUCGGGAAUCGGGAUUGCGAGUGCUUUAGGUUAUGAUUGCAAAUAAUGCACUAAAUAUUAAAAUUAAGCAUUAAUAUAAAAGAAGUAUUCAUAACUUCUUAGAAUUCGUGUGUUACAUAAACACACAGCUCAAACCGCAAUCGCUUUUAAAGUUAUUUAAAAGUUUAAAGAAUGGAUGACUUACUUAAUGUAUUACUUAGAUUAAAAGUUUCUACAAAUGAAAUUAUGCUGGAUUCAAUACAGGUUACGCUAGCAACAGCUAAGAAAAAUGGUGCAUCUACCCUAGAAAUGAGGGAAUGCUGGACUGAAAUAUUACAGAUGUUAUGGGAACAUCUACAAACAGGGCUUAAUAAGUUUGAUGACCAAUUGCUUUGCGCAACUUGUUACUAUACAGUUCUUACAAUAUCACAGAAGAGAGAUGUAAAUGACAUAUUAAGUGUGGUUAGAGAAGAAAUAAUUGCCAGGCAAGAAAAUAGAAGGGACAACACAAAAACUACUCAAGCAGUGUCCCUGAUGUAUGGGUUGUUUCAAUCAUCAUUUCUUACCCAAGUUAAUGCAUGUGAAUUCCAAAAUGUACCUGAACUGUUACAAGCCAUUUUUGGAUUACUUGUGCAGAUGGCUUAUGAAUAUUCAAAGUACACAUUUAUUGUUUUCAAAACAAUAAACUCCUUUAAAAAAGUUUAUGGUACUGAUUUUCAGCAGUGUCUCCUUAACCAGGCAAAUAUUGAGAAAUUAUUGAAUUUAAUUAACCACAAUUGGGAAAAUCCAAUCACUGGUGUAAGAGAUCUUAAUAAAUGUGUUUUCAAAAUUGUAUUAUCAGUAAUUGAUGAUAAAAUGCAUGAUGCAUUACUGGAGGAAAUAAAUGGAUUUUAUUGGAACAAAGCAAAGUAUUUAAUGCUUGCAGAAAUAAUAAAACAAUGGAAAAGAGAUAUUACACAAUUGAUAUCACAUGAAGAUUGGAUAGAUGGCCUUAUAAGUAGUCUUCAUAAACCUGGACUAGUAGCAGCAGGGGCUGAUAUGUAUAUAGCAGUUCUCAACAAAAUAGAUUCUCAGGGCGAAUGGAGUCAUUAUGUGGUAUUUGUGAAACCUAUUUUGGAAAUACUAAAUGGACCAUCACAGACUGCUAUAGGAAAUUUUUGUAACUACUGGUGCUUAAGAACUUUUAAAUACUAUAGAAGUCUAGCUGCUGUCCUUAUGAAGCAUCUAGAAGAAUUGCCUUAUUCAGAACAUAAAUUGUACAGCAGUUUAUGCAUAAUGAAACAAGCAUGCCAUUUUGGGCUUGUGACUAAAACCUGGGAGUCUACAAAUUAUGGAUUUACAGAGAAAACAAUACUUGAAGGUUUAGAACACUGCAAUAAUGACAUAAGAAUUGUGGCAUUUCGCCUUCUAUGUAUGGUUGGUAAUGAUAAAAAAUAUAUGCCCACCAAAAUCGAAUAUGAACUUGUGUUGAACUUUCUGUAUAAUAAUGUGAAUUCAGAUUGUACAGUUUUAAGGCAAAACAUGCUAACAAGUCUAAAUAACUUUUUGUGUCAUCUAAAUUUAUCAUUUGUAAAUUUGAAAAAGAUCCUAACAAAUGAAAUGGAGGACUUGAAAUAUUUCUGUUUCAAGUGCCUAGAUUUUAUAAUAAACAGUUUGACGGUUGAUGGUAACUACCAACGAAAGAUAACUUCUAUUAAGCUAGCACAUACAGUUUUUAACAGCUUAAAUCAAUUACUCAAUAAAAAGCAAAAGGAAAGACAGCAAUAUAACAAAACAAUCAUUCAAAUGUUGGAAGAUGAAGAUCAAUGGUUAAUGUGCAAGAAAACUGUAUUCUCGUAUCUAGUGAAACUGCUAAAAGAUCCAUCAGAUGAUAUUAGGGAUAACGUGGCACAAUUGCUAUUCGAUCAUUAUUCCACACAAUUAAGGGAAACUGAGUGUUUUAAUAUCUUGAUAGAUGAUGCCUUAAAGUGUAUGAGAAGUAAAUUCUUCUUUGAAAUAAGUUGCGGACAAACUGUGUUCAAGCUGAUUAUAAAAUUGUUGCUACAGCAAAGCCAACCAGAAGCAAUAUUUAAAAGUGUGGAUGAUAUAUUUUUAUUUGCCUAUACCGAGUUGACUAAUGAAUAUAAACUGGAAAGUGGAAUAGUUGAAUCUAUUGAGAGAGGAAAACAGUUAUAUUCCUUUAUGAGCAUUUUACAAGUAGUAUUGGAAGUGUGUCAUGAAAAUAAUUCUAAAGCCCAUUUACUCAAUGAAAAUACAUUGGAAUUAUUAGAUGUCCUAAAAGGUGUUACAAAUCAAUUUAUUUGGGAGCAAGAAACUUCAACCAGCUCUGAUUUCGCGAAAAUGAGUGAUAUGGUGGAACAUAUUAUUCACACUUCUGAACACAAUCUUUCUGUUAAAAAAGAUCACACAAAAAUAUCUGGAUUACAUCAAAUGGUGUUAAAUUGCCUUUGGUUGAAUGUAAAGGGAUCUUGUGAAUUGUCGGCUAUGAUAAUUAAAUACCAAAAAGAAGGUACACAAGUUGAUAUUUGUGAAAAAGCCCUUGAUAUAAUAAGUCAUGUUUUAGAAACUUGUCGUCACAAAGGUGCUAUAGAGGCGGCAGGCACGUUUAUGGGGCAAAGCAUUCAACACUUGACAUCAUUAUCAGAAGGUUUAGAACUUUCUAAACUGCCGCUAGCUUUUCUAAAGAACAAACUGAAUGAUUUAAUAUCUGAAGCAGCUAGAAUGGCUUCAGUAACUAGAAGAGGAGCUGGUCUUUCGAUCAUGGUUCACAGAAUAGUAUCCAGUGAUACAAAAAAGGGAAAGCCUUUAUUCCAUUACUUCAUGAAAACAAUACUAGACACUUGUAAUAAUGCGGAUAACAUGCCGAAAGAAUUAGCAAGAGUAGAAAAUAUAGACAAUGAAAAGGACCUGCCUAAAGCAAUUUACAUCCAUUUUCUGACAAGGAUUGUGACGGAUAGUAGUCUGGCUUCAGAAAUAAUGUUCUAUUCAGCUGAAUUAGCUGAGCUUGCGUUUAGUAAUCUUACAAGUUCGCAUUGGCAGAUAAGAAAUGCAGCCCUUCAGUUAUAUGGUGCCUUGAUACAGAAACUGAUUGGUCAGAAAAAGGCGUCUGGUACAGAUGAAGAAACCAUAGCCACAGUUGCUUGUGACGAAUUACGAACUCAUUCCCCUAAGCUAUGGCUUUACAUUCAAAAACAACUGAACAACAAAGUUUACGACGAUAAACUUCAGUACCAUUCUAAUUUGGUACCAAUAUUGAAUAUGUUGGCCAGUACAGCAAGACGGUACAACUUUUCAUCUGAUCUUUUAGAACAGAAGCAAGUGGAUACAGAGAUUUUGCAUAAUCUUCUGUUGCUGCUUGACAGCCCAAUACAUACCGUGCGUCGUCUGACUGCCAAAUGCAUUUUUAACAUUUAUUCCUUUGACGUGAUUUACAAUAGCCUUAUGAGUCACGAAUGUGGAUCGGAGAACUAUCUUCACGGAAGUCUGAUGCUAAUUGCAAAUUGUUACAAGCUAUACAUGAACAGUAAUUUUAAAAGUGAGUUUGUUAAUCUUCAAAAUAAGUAUUCCACAAUUUUCAAUGCUAAGAAGCAUUCUUAUAUGAGCAAAGAGAUUUUUGAUGAUAUGUUCUAUGAGGGGGAUGCAAAUAUUAAUAACAUACAGCUGACAUUAUCAGAACUAAAUAAAAAUAUUUAUGCGCCUGGUGUGUUCUUUUGGGCAAAUAAACGUUUUCGAAAAUAUUUCCAAACUGCUGCUUGGAAUGUCAUACCUGAAGUGCUUAAAAUUAUAUUAAAUCAGACUGAUGUAGAAAGUUUAUGUGAGUUAUUGUUAGAUAAAAUAAUGAAAACAAAUGAUAUUCCAGAUGAGAAUGUCUUGGAGCUUACAAAUAUAAUGCUGUUGUUUAAAGGUAAAUUUGACAGUAGUGUUGUGUGGAAGGUACUUUAUCAAUUGUCACUGAAACUUAAUGAAACACAAGCUGCACUUGUAUGCACUGAAAUAUAUGAGGUUUAUGAAUAUAUGAAAGAUCAGAAAGUCUCCUAUAAAAUGAGAUAUAUAAUUCCAUUGGCUGCAAGACUCAUUGCUUUAGGGGUACAAGCAAGUAAAGUGCUGAUAAUUUCCAAAGUAAUUGAUUCUUUGACAAAUCCUAGUAUUACAGAUGUUGAUAUGAGAUAUAUUGCAGCAAUGGCUAAUAAUGAACUUGCCAAUGUGUUUAGGAUGUUACCAGAAGAAGCGAAAAUUAUCGCUCUCAAGUCUGUUCUAAUUCUUUUACAAGAUGAAGAUGAGGAUAUAAGAGUUAUGAGUGCAGAUUUCUAUAGAAGAGUGAUGUCUCUAAAAGUAUUGAUACAGCCAUAUGUAUGCUGGCUGAAAAUUUUAGAUCCUCAGUUUUUGAGUACUGUACUGAACAAGCCAAAUAUUCAAAUAGUUUCAAAAGAACUAACAGCAUACUUGUUGAAAGUGACAAGUUCCAAGACGGUGGAUGAGUACAAUCCUUUUGCUAAUGACUCUAGCAAUAUUUACAUGGAAGUGACGGUUUUCAAACCAUUAAUUGAUAAUUUAAAAAAUGUGUAAUUGAGAAUAUAUUUUU
Messenger RNA from Pectinophora gossypiella (pink bollworm), 4634 nucleotides. Its product is annotated as cytochrome c oxidase assembly factor 6 homolog. The transcript has 7 exons. Gene Ontology annotation, biological process: respiratory chain complex IV assembly; tRNA methylation. Gene Ontology annotation, cellular component: mitochondrion; cytosol; respiratory chain complex IV. Bases 245 to 4618 code for a protein of 1457 amino acids. NCBI's taxonomy places the organism in Eukaryota, Metazoa, Arthropoda, Insecta, Lepidoptera, Gelechiidae. The record is from RefSeq and is a predicted model, not a curated record.